GGUGUGGGUGCUGUACACUCUAGGACCACUGGUGUGGGUGCUGUACACUCUAGGACCACUGCUGUGGGUGCUGUACACUCUAGGACCACUGCUGUGGGUGCUGUACACUCUAGGACCACUGCUGUAACACAAAUAUAGAUGGUAUUGAUGAACUUCACAACUUCACAACAACAUGGAAAUGAAUUUUAGAAACAAAAUUGUUUUAGCUGAUAUUCAUCAUUAUUAUAUAUACUGAACUCCUUUUGUGGCAGUACAGCAAUUGAUGUUUUAAAGUUUAUUAAGAGCACUUACAUUUCUUUACAACUAGCUGGUCAAAAGCAAUUGAAAGUUUGUUGAACUUACUUUGUCUUAAAUUUCAUAAUGGGAAUGUUUGAUAAAUUAGCUUUUGCUCUUGGCUUGAAGAAGAGAGAAGCAAGUGUACUGGUUAUCGGCCUUGAUAACUCUGGCAAGUCUACUAUGCUUAAUCAUUUCAAAUCUGACGAUCAGAAGAGCACAGAAAUUGUGCCAACAGUGGGCUUCAAUGUUGAGAAAUUUAAAGCAAAGAAUGUGGGAUUCACUGCUUUUGACAUGUCAGGCCAGGGUCGAUACCGAAGCUUGUGGGAGCAUUACUACCAUGACUGUCAAGGAGUUAUCUUUGUGGUAGAUUCCAGCGAUAAACUGCGGCUAGUUGUAGCCAAAGAUGAGCUGGACAUGUUAUUACAACAUGCUGAGAUUCGCAAUCGCCGUAUCCCCAUUUUAUUUUUUGCAAACAAAAUGGACAUGCGUGAGGCAGUGAGCAGCGUUAAGGUAUCAGCAGCUCUAGGUUUAGAGCGAAUUACAGACAAGCCUUGGCAUAUUACAGCUUCAAAUGCCGUCACAGGAGAUGGUCUACAUGAAGGAGUGGAAUGGCUCACCAAUCAGAUUAAAGAAAACUUUGAAAAUAUAAAUAAGCGAUAAUUUUCAAAGAAUUUGUUGGUCCUUAUACUGGUAAGAAAUUAUAAACUAUUACAUUACCAAUAGUAAAGUUUCAUAAUCUGACCCAUCAUAAAAUAAUUUAAUAGCCCUGCUUUUUCAAAUAUUCUUGGUUCCAGGCUUAAAACUGCAAGUAUUAGCAUUAUGUUUAAGAAAAAAUACAAUAUAGGUAAAGGUAAAGAGAAGCUAGCCAAUAUGCACUCACACAUUCAAGCAAUUUUAUCCCAUAAUGUGCUUGGCUAAUUCCUUCCAUUGUAGCUUAUUUUACCUAGCCUAUAUAUUGUGCCUAACUUGGUACAGUAUUGCUACAAUAGUGCAGAAAUAUUAGACAAGAAUAUAUACAGGAAAGUAGAUUUCUUGUGCUUGCAGUGACCAAGGCCAUGUUCCUUGCUAACAAAAUGUGAGAAUUUUCCGUCCUUUAAAGGUUAAGCAGAAAGCUAAAUAUAUUUUUAUCGUUUAUUUACAUAGUUUGGGGAGUUCUAUGACUGAAAUGUCGUCUUUUCUUCAUCUUCUGGCGUGUGGUUUGGUGGUCAUAUCUUCAGCCAUGUUAAUGUGACUCAUUGUCUGCAUCAGCAUACAACAAUGGCAAAGAAAAGAUGAUAUUUAAUUGUACAGUAAAAAGGAACCUCGGGUGACGAGCAGCCCCAUCUACGAGCAUUUCAGGUAACGAGCAAGCCACUCAAAAAAUUUGUAUCGAUUGACUAGCUUCCACUCGGUUGAUGAGAAAAUUACAUGGUGCUUCCUAGCGUUCCUGCUGGUUCUCGCAAAUUCUCGGAUGCCUCAGACAACAGUAUUGUUAUUUUAUCGUUCAGGAUAAGCACCCCUCUGCAUUUAUUUAUGCCUUUCUUUGUGGUUUUGUGAUUACAAUUUGUAACUCACGAUGUCACCAAAAAUAGUGUUGUCAAGAGGAAGAAAGACACUGUAGAUUUGAAGAAGGAACUCAUAGCAAAGCACAAGCGUGGUGUUGUGACUGAUCUUGCCAGGAAGUAUGGCAGGUCCUCAUCAACAAUCUGCAUCAUCUUGAAGAGGAAGGAAGAAUUUAAGAAGCUUGAUGUGGCUAAAGGAGUUACCAAGCAACAUCCAAAUCCUAUAUGAUAAAAAACUACUGUUGGUCUGGAUGAGUGAAACGCAAUUAUGUGGUGAUAUAGCACAAACAAUAGCUCUGAAGCUAUUGUGCUAUAAAAUUUCAUACUGAUGUUUUUCUGGGGUGGAACAGAUUGUCUUUCCAUUAAUAUUUUAAAUGGGGAUAUUUGUUUUGCAAGAUGAGCAUUUCACAUGAGCUCGGUGAUGGAACGGAUUAAAUUCAUUAACCGAGGUUCCUUUGUACAGUAUUUACAUUGAGAGAUUACUUUGAUAAGGAUUUUUUUAGCAUUAUGUCAAAGUGAUCAAACUAUUUAUCAGAUUUAUUUGUUUUGAGUAAUAUUAGAUGUUAGAAGCCAAAAACAUUAUUCAAUUUUAAUAAAUAUUAAAAGACGUGCAAUUACAGUAGAUGCAUGCCUAUUUUAAUGCCAUUCUGUAUGUUGCUGAUCUGUUAUAGCAGCAUUUCCAGUUUCAUUCCAGAGGUAAAUCCUUGCCGAGGAAAAUUACCUGGAGCUCAGAACAUUGUUGGUGCUUGAAAAUGCAAUUGGCUACACUGUAUUAAACAGCCUUCAACCAAUGGAUCAUAAUGUCAUUUCAAACGUAAAGCUUUCCUCCAUUAGGGAACAGAUGGAGACUGGUGGUAAAUAUUAAAUAAGCAGUUAGUCAAGGAUUGGCAGAAGUCCUUUGACAUUAUGAAUGGCAUUAGAAAUUAUAUUUUAAGCCCAGAAGGUAGAAACAGCCAACUGCAUGAAUAAUAAUUUUUUUUUUCCCCUACCACAGAUGUGAAAAUUCAUUUACAGUGGUAACCAGCAUAUACUGUAAACAUUUUCUUGUGUCCUUCAUGGACAGGGUUAGAGGUCUGUUAGCCAUAUAGUCUAAUGAAGUACUGUAUUAAGCACUGGUGAUUGAAGUGCUCUUACAAGGCUAACCAGCAAACAUACAUUCUUGUCUGUUCUACGUACAAGGUUAGAGAGCUGCUACAGUACAUGAGUUAUUGGUCAGAGGCAUGUCAUGAUUACUUUUGGCAGUAUUUCUGGUCAAAUUAUCGAAGGACAUUACCUUUUCUUGAUCCCCAAGAUUUCAGCCUGGGGUUACUGGUAGACAGCACUAAUUUUUAAUAUUAUAAUUUAUAUAACUGAACAUAAUUUAAUGUAUUUAUUUUAGGUUUAUUAGGUUUAUUAUUAUCUAGAUCCCAAGAAAGCAUUCCCCAGUUUUAGGUGAGGUGAUGUGUCUACUGUUUAUACAGGCAGCCCUCAAUUUGAGAUGAGUUACAUUCCUGCACAAAUCAUAAAUCAAACUUCAAAUGUGUUAUGGAAAAAUUAGUUAGGUUCCAGGUUCCUCCAAAAGACAAAUUUUGUAUCACUCUUUACUUAACACCCAAUUAACAACCCUGUGCUAAUAUUGAAUAUUCCUUCACUUUCUAGCUACAAAUUUAGCACACAGUGAAGUCCAGAAUGCUUGGAGAUUUGCAAUAAUGCAUAAAUAUAACCACAAAGGUUUGUAAAACACAAGAAUAAAAGCCCGACUUAAGGUCAAGGAUAGAGCUGGUUGUCCCUAUUGUAAUUCAUUCCCAGGUCGAGUAACUUCAAAAUCCACCUGUGCGUGUUUGAAGCUGAUGUAAAAAAUGCUUAAUUCCGAGUCUGCACAUUAAUUAAAAUAUUAUGGAUUUUUGGUGCAUUAUACAAAUUAAAGGCAAAUGAAGUCUCCUAUUUAUGCCUCAUUAUUAAACAAAUAUUUUAAAAUAAUUUGAGCCAAAACCAGUUUGGCAGCUUAGUCCUUAAAGCUUGACUGUGCUCUUAGUGAUGAAACUCCCAAGGAUAAGAAUCUCUUCUAGUCAGUAAACAAAGUACAGUAUACUUCUAGUCAGUAAACCAAGUUAAGCUGUACUUCAUCAGUAAGCCAAGAGUAUGUCUAGUCCCCACCCCCCCCCAAAAAAAAAAGGGACUGCACUUAUCAGGGUCAAUGUAUUUAAUUAGUAGUUUUGUAAAGCAAAAUAUUUGUUGCUUAAUGCCCAGAUACCUACAGUAAAAUUUAAGUAGGAUGUGUAUUAUCAAUAUAAACAUGCAAUGAAAUUGCCCGUAAAAGAUGUGCUGAUGUAGGAAAAAUUGCAAUUCAUGUGAAGAUGAAUAUAUUAGUAAUUGCAAUGUGUAUUUGCCUAAUGGUGUAAUGAACUAAUGGACCUGUGGCGGGCCAGAACCAACCAUGUUUACCCUUCACUGAAUAAAACUUCAGGAUACACUAAAGGUGGUACCUGCUGCCCAUCUUGCACUGCCCACAAAUUAAGUUAUAAAGCAAGUUACAGUUUGCAACUGGCAGGUACAGAAUGCUGACCACGUAUUAGUAAGAACUACUCUAUCCAUGUAUACUUACUAAUACAUGAUGUGUGUUCUGCUUUACAACUUAACUUGUGGGAUAGCCGAUGCAAGAUGGGGCAGCAGAUACCACCUUUAGUGUAUUUUGAUUGAGAUUUUAUUCGAUGAAAGGUAAGCAUGGUUAGUUAUGGCCUGCCCUAUGUCUUAGUUUACAUUCCAAGAUAAUUAAUACUGUGCAUUUACCUAAUGUAUUGACCAUCACAUAAAUUAUGAUUUUUUUCUCUAUAUCGACACGUCUCUUGCAUUCAUUUUCAUUGUGUAAUUUUUAUUAUACACUUAAUGAUUACUAUUAAAAUAAACUAAAAAAUUUACC
This is a messenger RNA of Procambarus clarkii (red swamp crayfish), 4716 nucleotides long. Its product is annotated as ADP-ribosylation factor-like protein 6. Gene Ontology annotation, biological process: vesicle-mediated transport; cilium assembly; intracellular protein transport. Gene Ontology annotation, molecular function: GTP binding; GTPase activity. The record is from RefSeq and is a predicted model, not a curated record. NCBI's taxonomy places the organism in Eukaryota, Metazoa, Arthropoda, Malacostraca, Decapoda, Cambaridae. Gene Ontology annotation, cellular component: axoneme; cytoplasm.